AAUUGUAGUGUGAGAUAGAGUGGAUUGAUUUGGUUACGAUGAUUAAAUUGCCGUUACUACUAUUGAUCAUUAAGGUGUUUGUUCAUUUGGGUGCAAACGGACUACUCUUUCAUUCAGUACUGAACGUACCUGAUGAACGUACUCUGUACGGAUGGCAUCUAGAAGUGUUACGAAACGGAGCAUGGAUUAAUUAUUGUCAUGGUUUGUUCAUCGGGCCAAAAGUAUUUCUUACUCAUUCAGACUGUGUAAAUACAAUUUAUAAGAACGAUUCAAUUAAUGUAGUUAAUCGUUCAUUUAAAUCUCCAUCGCUAAAAACGAAACUCACAGUUAACCACAAAAAUAUAUAUUUUGGCGAAUAUAUGAGCAGAAAUUACAGUAAAUCUGAUCGACAAUUUGCAUUAGUAAUAACUAAUGAACAAGUCCUUCCUAAAUCAAAUUACAUUGGAAAGUGGUUUGUAAAAGUGGCUUCAGACAUCACGCAUAUCGACUACAAAAAAUGUUUUAUGCCAAAAUUAAAUCCUCCGAUAAUUAUGAACGUACCUUGCAAAUUGUCAAGCUCAGCUGUUCUUCACAAGAAAUCUUUCAAGUGCUCUUAUGACAAGCGUUAUGAUAUGUGGCAAGAAAACAGUUUGUUUUGUCGUUACAAAAAAUCCACUCAAUCAAUAGUUCUCGUCGGAUUCGCAGAAAACGAAAACAAUGAUUACGAAAAUAAAACAAUUUCAAAGUAUAAUCAAAGUACGUUCGUCAAAGAAAUAUCAAAUAUUUACGAACAUCCGCCAAAAGUUAGCUAUUAA
Molecule: messenger RNA, 794 nt
Organism: Microplitis mediator
Lineage: Eukaryota; Metazoa; Arthropoda; Insecta; Hymenoptera; Braconidae
Exons: 4
Coding region: 39-794 (251 amino acids)
Source: RefSeq, a predicted model, not a curated record